This is a messenger RNA of Gadus chalcogrammus (walleye pollock), 3385 nucleotides long. Its product is annotated as NLR family CARD domain-containing protein 3-like. The annotation marks the transcript as partial. Gene Ontology annotation, molecular function: protein binding. Lineage: Eukaryota; Metazoa; Chordata; Actinopteri; Gadiformes; Gadidae. The transcript is spliced from 10 exons. The record is from RefSeq and is a predicted model, not a curated record.
CGUUCAGUUACUUCCUCAUCUGACGGUUCGUCGCAGUGGGAGCUUUUCUUCUCCGCUUUGAAAACCUUUCACCUGAUUAACUUGUUUUAUAAACACUUUAACCUCAGUUUCUUCCCUUAAAUUUAUACUUUUAUAACUUUAUACCGUAUGGACGCAUUUUAAUCACGGAAAAGAUAAGGUAAGGUCUCCAGUCUACUAUGGAUGAGGAGAGAGAGGAGGGGGGUCCUACCUCUAAGACCACUCUGUCUGGGGAACUAGGCCGCCGGAGCAAAGCUAAGAGGUAAGAAGAGGAUCUCUCUGUCUGUGACUGUUGUCCAUCUCAGAGCUCAGCAGUGAUACAUCAUGACUCCAUCAUUAGUCUGAGUAAAAGCUGUGUGUGUGUUGAAGCCCAGAGCAGCAGCAGAGAGCAGACUCCCCUGGACCCAGUUGUGUCUUUUUGAAGAGUGACCGGUCUAUGGAUCCACCUUUGACCUUUAAAGAUGGAAAUCACCAACCUUCUAAGGAAAGACACCAAGAGAGGUCAAAGGUUACCAGUGCUAAGUCUCUACAGCAGCAUCAAACAGAGCUGAUCAAGAGGGCUGAGGAGAACGCACACGCUUUCCUAGACAAGGAGCUGAAGAAGCUCUGGAGGGUUCUCUUACCAGAUUACCCACAAUGCUCAGAGAGUCAGAGGGAGGAGGAGGAGGUGGAUGGUGAGAAGGAGGAGCAGAGGAGGCGCGCCAUAAAGGGUGUGGUGGAACUGGCCGACAAACUGUGGGCCGGAUCUGAUGCUGUCGAUUGCCAACAAAAAAUCAAGUCCCAUUUGUGGCAGAAGUUCAGUUGUGUGUUUGAGGGAAUCGCUAAAGCAGGACAGCGAACCGAUCUGAAUGACUUCUACACAGAGCUCUUCAUCACAGAGAGAGGCAGUGGAGAGGUCAACAAGGAACAUGAGGUCAGACUGAUUGAAAAAGCUUCAAGGAAACCAGCCAAGGAGGAAACACCAAUCAGAUGUGAGGACAUCUUUAAACCCUUACCUGGAAAAGAUCAACCAAUCAGGACAAUAAUGACAACUGGAGUGGCUGGCAUUGGUAAAACCGUCUUAACACACAAGUUCACUCUGGACUGGGCUGAAGGCAAAACCAACCAGGACAUACACUUCACAUUUAUUCUCACUUUCAGAGAGCUGAAUUUACUGAAAGGGAAAGAGUUUAGCCUGGUGGAACUGCUUCAUCACUUCUUUAUUGAGACCAAAGAAGCAGGAAUCUGCAGAUUCCACCGGUUCCAAGUUGUCUUCAUCUUGGAUGGUCUGGAUGAGUGUCGACUUCCUCUGGACUUCCAGAACAACCCGAUCUGGACUGAUGUCACCAAGUCCACAACGGUGGACGUGCUGCUGACAAACCUCAUCAGGGGUGUCCUGCUUCCCUCCGCUCGCAUCUGGAUAACCACACGCCCUGCGGCAGCCAAUCAGAUCCCUGCUGAGUGUGUUGACACGGUGACAGAGGUGAGAGGGUUCACUGACCAACAGAAGGAGGAGUACUUCAGGAAGAGAUUCAAAGAUGAGAAGCUGGCCAGCACAAUCGUCUCCCAUGUCAAGAAAUCACGAAGCCUCCACAUCAUGUGUCACAUACCAGUCUUUUGUUGGAUCACUGCUACAGUUCUGGAGGACAUCUUAAAAAAAUCCAAGAUAAAAGAGAUGCCCAAGACCAUGACUCAGAUGUACAGCUACUUCCUGUGGGUUCAGUCGAUACAGGGGGACAGGAAGUAUCAUGGGAGAGCUGAAACGGAUCCAUACUGGGGUCCAGAGAGCAGGGAGAUCAUUGUUUCUUUGGGAAAACUGGCUUUUAACCAGCUGGAGAAAGGCAACAUGAUCUUCUACGAGGAAGACCUGGCAGAGUGUGACAUCGAUAUCAGAGCAGCCUCAGUGUACUCAGGAGUGUUCACCCAGAUCUUUAAAGAGGAGUGUGGGCUGUACCAGGACAAAGUGUUCUGCUUUGUCCAUCUAAGCUUCCAGGAGUUUCUGGCUGCCCUUUAUGUCUUUCUGUCCUUCAUCAACGAUGGUGUCAAUCUGCUCUCAGAAGAACCACCCACCUCUGGGGAAGAUAAACUCCUCCUCCUCUACCAGAGUGCUGUGGAAAAGGCCUUACAGAGUGAGAACGGACAGCUGGACUUGUUCCUCCGCUUCCUCCUGGGCCUCUCUCUGGAGACCAAUCAGAUUGUCCUACGAGGUCUGCUGGGACAGACAGGGUGCGGCUCACUGACCAAUACACAAACAGUGUUUUACAUCAAGGAGAAGAUAAAGGGAGAUCUACAUCCAGAGAGAAGCAUCAAUCUGUUCCACUGUCUGAAUGAGCUGAACGACCGUUCUCUAGUGAAGGAGAUCGAACAGUCCCUGACAUCAGGAAGUCUCUCCAGAGAAUCUCUCUCCCCUGCUCAGUGGUCAGCUCUGGCCUUCAUCCUACUGACAUCAGAAGAGGAGCUGGAAGUGUUUGACCUGAAGAAAUACUCUGCUUCAGAAUCUAGGCUGAAUGGUUGUCAUCUGUCAGAGACACGCUGUGAAGCUCUGGCCUCAGUUCUUAGCUCCAACUCCUCUAGUCUGAGAGAGCUGGACCUGAGUACCAAUGAUCUGCAGGAUUCAGGAGUGAAGCUGCUCUCUGCUGGACUGGGGAGUCCACACUGUACACUGGAAACUCUGAGCUUGUCUGGCUGCCUGGUCACACAGGAAGGCUGUGCUUCUCUGGCCUCAGCUCUGAGCUCCAACCCCUCCCAUCUGAGAGAGCUGGACCUGAGCUACAAUCACCCAGGAGACUCUGGAGCUGCGCUGCUCUCUGCUGGACUGGAGGAUCCACGCUGGAGACUGGACACUCUCAGUGUGGAGCAUGGUGGAGUGUGGAGGCUGAAACCAGCUCUAAAGAAGUAUGCCUGUGACCUCACACUGGACCCCAACACGGCCCACAGACGACUCUCUCUGUCUGAGGACAACAGGAAGGUGACGCGGGUUGGAGAGGACCAGUCGUAUCCGGACCACCCAGAGAGAUUUGACUCCCAGCGCCAGGUGUUGGGUAGAGAGGCUCUGACUGGCCGCUGUUACUGGGAGGUAGAGAGGGAAGGAGAUGUUGAGGUAGGAGUGACAUACAGAGGAAUCACAAGGAGAGGAGGGGGUGGUGACAGCUGGCUUGGAAUGAACAACAAGUCCUGGAGUCUUGAUUGUUCUGAUGGUGGUUACUCUGCCCGGUACAACGGUAGGAGGACAGCCCUCCCUCUCCCCCCCGCUGGCUCCACCCGAGUAGGAGUGUAUCUGGACCGGCCUGCUGGCUCUCUGUCCUUCUACAGAGUGUCCCCAGGUGGAGGAGGGUCCUCAGACACACUGACACACCUCCACACCUUCUGCUCCUCCUUCACGCAGGAG